Molecule: messenger RNA, 2028 nt
Organism: Mercenaria mercenaria
Lineage: Eukaryota; Metazoa; Mollusca; Bivalvia; Venerida; Veneridae
Product: tyrosine-protein kinase Src64B-like
Exons: 3
Coding region: 388-918 (176 amino acids)
Biological process (GO): cell surface receptor protein tyrosine kinase signaling pathway; multicellular organism development; positive regulation of kinase activity
Cellular component (GO): signaling receptor complex
Molecular function (GO): ATP binding; transmembrane receptor protein tyrosine kinase activity
Source: RefSeq, a predicted model, not a curated record
GAAAAGCUGACACCACGAUGUAUGGGCUAGUCGCUUUAAAUGCUAUACGUAAAAUAUCGACUAAAUAUCUUUCGCAAUCAAUAGUUAAUACACAAGCGGAAAUAUUAGAUAUUUAGAAAAUUGAAAGAAAUGUGUUAAAUACAACCGGCUGUUAAGCAUUCUUUGAAUUUGAGUUUUUGAUUAAAUUUAAACACACGAAGCAGAAAUGCCAUCGAACUGAUCAUCACGAGAAAUUCAUAUUUCCUGUCUGAAUACGUUCUUUACGACUGAUCUAUUAUGCCUGGAUGAGCUAUGAAUGCAUGAUUUCUUGUAAUAACAUGUAACGAAUUGGUAUUGAUGGCAACUGACACAUAUUACUGAUUACAUUAUUUUCAGAUAGCUGAUGCAAUGGACUACUUAUCAGAAAAGAAAAUUGUACACAGGAAUUUGAGAGCAUGUAAUGUUCUCGUUGGCGUUGACAACAAGAUAAAAGUAUCAGGAUUUGAACUAGCUAAAAUAUUGGAUGAUGACGACACAUGCGCCAGUUCUUCUGUUACAGAAAGUCUGAUCCCAUUGAAAUGGACAGCACCGGAAGCCGCUUUUCAGAAGAAGUUCAGCGUCAAGUCUGAUGCAUGGUCAUAUGGAGUAUUGUUAUAUGAAAUCAUUACGUUUGGAAUGGCACCAUAUCCAGGGAUGACCGAUUCGGAUGUGGUACAUCGUGUCAUCAAAGGAUAUCGAAUGCCUAUACAAAGGAAGUGCCCAAUAAUGUGUCCAGACCAUUACUAUGAGAUGAUGAUCAAAUGCUGGGACGCAAUCGCUGAGCGCAGACCUUCAUUUGCUUUUCUUAAAGACUUUUUCGAACAUUAUAAUGUAUAUACGGAAGAAAUGGAAUUUAAAUUUGAUUAUUAUCGUUGUUCAAAUACACUCAAUAGUAGUUAAUAUGCUAUUUUUUUUCAAUAAAGUCAAAAAGUUAUUACAGAUAUAAGUGUAUUGCUAACUAGAGUUGACUGUGUUUGCUUGUUUAGUUAAUAUAUGAAACUGGUUGUGUUGUUAACCUAAUUAUUUUUCUUGGACUACGCUCCAGGACCAAACUUUGCUUUUCAAGUCAGUGCGAACAUCUCCAUAUAAAUCAGAGGUUAAGAACGAAUGAUUUCAGACACAACGUUUUCUAUCAGUGUUCACGGAGAACAUACACCUUACCCGUGGAUCGAGCUAACGAUCCCGAGCCAAAUGCUAUGCGCUAUCUGUGUUGAGCUAAGUCAGCGGACUGACCAAACUUUUACGACCACCUUUUAAGAUAUUUGGUAAAACUAAGUGUUGCGGUAGAAAGUUUUUUAUUAGUUUUAAAGAGUAAUAUAUGAGAAAGCAUACCCGAUAUGAGUGACAUAGAAAUAUAUGAUAUUUUAUCAUAAUAGCUCCAAAAAUGAACUACAUCUACGACCGGAAGAUGCCUCCGUGAUUUAGCGAUUAAUACCUCAGUCACACAUAUGGCGCGGAUAGCUACGUCCAGUCACGGAUAGAAACGUAGUUAUCCGUACGGAUUGAUACGAAGGUACGGCUCAGGUACGGAUCGAUACGGAUAACUACGUUUUUGUUCUUGGCUAGACGUAGCUAUCCGCGCCGUAUGUGUGACUGAGGUAUAAGGUCGCUAACAUCAAACCACUUUUCCUCAUAAAUGUUGGUUCGAGAUGUCUACCCGUGAUGUAAUGAUGCCCGGCGGGUCACGUGAUGAAAUAAUUCUGUGAGAGGGACCUGGUGUCUUCCCCACCAUGAAUAGUUGAAACAUCGCCAUAUGACCUAUGACUGAGUCGUCGUGACGUUAAGCCCAGCGAAAAACCAAAAACAAACAAACGACCGGGAAUUUUAACGACUUCUUCGCCUCAUCAUUUGAUGGUCAUUAUACGUUCUAUUUUCAGAUAUCAGUCUAAUUUUUGUAAUAAAUACGUACUAGGAAAGACUUACUUAGGCGUUUCAUGAAUAUGAUUUCACACAUUUGAGAACUGACAUUUAGUAGAGAGAAAGUCCUAUCGAUAAUGUAUUUAGUAAAUA